Messenger RNA from Notechis scutatus (mainland tiger snake), 1146 nucleotides. It is a transcript of the gene GALR2, whose product is annotated as galanin receptor 2. Gene Ontology annotation, biological process: G protein-coupled receptor signaling pathway. The record is from RefSeq and is a predicted model, not a curated record. Gene Ontology annotation, molecular function: G protein-coupled receptor activity. Gene Ontology annotation, cellular component: plasma membrane. Lineage: Eukaryota; Metazoa; Chordata; Lepidosauria; Squamata; Elapidae.
AUGAACCGGUCACUGACCCUGCUAAACUCUUCGGAGGUUAGUGAGAGUAACACUUGGCACCUGAUCUCUGUAAUCAUUCCUUUGGUGUACUUUUUGAUUUUCCUGGUAGGCACCGUAGGCAACUCUCUGGUCCUUGCAGUGCUGCUGAGGAAUGGGCAAGUGAACAAUACCACCAACCUCUUCAUCCUCAAUCUUGGGGUGGCUGACCUUUGCUUCAUUGUCUUCUGUGUGCCCUUCCAGGCCACCAUCUAUAGCCUGGACAAUUGGAUCUUUGGCCCCUUCAUGUGCAAAGCAGUGCAUUUCUUCAUCUAUCUGACCAUGUAUGCCAGCAGUUUCACUCUCACAACUGUAUCCUUAGAUAGGUAUCUGGCUAUAAGGUAUCCUUUGCAUUCCAGAGAACUAAGGACACCCAGAAAUGCUGUCAUUGCGAUUUGCUUCAUCUGGGGUCUGUCAUUCAUCUUCUCAGGACCGUAUGUCAGCUACUUCCAGGAGUAUCAGAUUACCAACAUUACUGUCUGUCAUCCCAUCUGGGAACUGUCACAGCGCAAGAUUAUGGAUCUCUGCACCUUUGUCUUCAGCUAUGUCAUCCCAGUGCUGAUUCUCAGCUUCACAUAUCUAAAGACCAUCCGCUAUCUCUGGACAUCUGUGGAUCCCAUGAAAGUCAUGUCUGAUUCUAAGAAAGGUAAACGCAAAGUCACUCGGAUGAUCAUUAUUGUGACUGUUCUCUUCUGCCUUUGUUGGCUGCCCCAUCACUUGGUCAUCCUUUGUUUUUGGUUUGGCAAUUUCCCCCUCAAUAAUGUUACCUUUGUGCUCAGGGUCCUGUCUCACCUAAUCUCAUAUGCCAAUUCCUGUGUCAAUCCUAUUGUCUAUGCCCUGGUAUCCAAGCAUUUCCGGAAGGGAUUCAAAAAGAUCUUCAGUUGCCUUCUGCAUAAAAGAGUAACCAACAAAGUUCAUGUAGCACAGGUGACCCACACAGUUAGCACUUUGGAGGCAGACUUGACGGAGGUAAUAGAUGUCAAUGAGCCUGUACACACAGGAGCUUCCAUCUGCUGUCACAUCCCAGUUCAGACAUGGAAUAAGGCAGAACAGCUGAGCCAUCAAGAGAAAGCUGCCAACUCUCAUCACUUUCAAUGUUACUUAAGAUAA